Scylla paramamosain (green mud crab) is the source of this 1143-nucleotide messenger RNA. RefSeq lists its product as uncharacterized. The transcript has 4 exons. The coding region runs from base 1 to 459 and encodes 152 amino acids. The record is from RefSeq and is a predicted model, not a curated record. NCBI's taxonomy places the organism in Eukaryota, Metazoa, Arthropoda, Malacostraca, Decapoda, Portunidae.
AUGGUAGAGUUUUUAGCAAAGCGUGCUUACAGUCCCUGCAACAUAUACCGAGAGGAAUGGUACAUCACUGCAGGCCUACUCGUCCCCGUGGGUGCUGUGAGGACACAGGCGUGCACCACACGGUUACCUUACUGCCCAGAGGUGCGUCUCGUGUUGUCUGGCGUGGACGAGACGCUGAUGGAAGAGGCGGCCCAGAUAGCACGACGCCUGCAGCCCACACAGCAUCCAUACACGAGCAUCUGCUUCACCGCCAGCAGCAUGAAGACAGAUAUGUGGCGGCGCUACCUUGACAAGCUGGCCACUGCCGGCGUCAGGGUGUGGGGCGAUAUGAUGUUUGGUGGCAUUGUAGCACCGGACACCAGCCCCAUCACGGAGGAGGAGCAGAGAGAGCUGUCCAGUUUUGCCAAGAUCAGGAUGUUGGGUCGCUUCCGCAGACUGUCUGAAGAGUUCCUGUGGUAACUGUAAUUCCCGUGACGACCAGACUCAUCGAUGCUGAAAGUGCAUUCAUUUAUGAGGCAAACAUCUGGGCUACAUUUAUUCAACUGGAUUGUGUGUAUACAAGUCUACAAUCUCUCUCUCUCUCUCUCUCUCUCUCUCUCUCUCUCUCUCUCUCUCUCUCUCUCUCUCUCUCUCAGGUUUAUGGACCUGAUAGGGUCCCUCCUAUUGUUCUCCGAAACUGUGCCUCCGUGCCAAGUCAAACUCUUCCAACUCUGCCUAUCAACAUCUACUUAUCUUUCUUGCUGGAAGUUUGCCUAAAUCAAACCUUUUUUCUAAAAAGGGUGACCCUUCUAGUCCCUCCAACUACCGUCCUAUUGCUUUAAUUUCCUGCCUCUCUAAAGGAAAUUACUAAGAUGCCAGCCUCAAAAGAAAGCUCAAAACUGUCAUUGAUUUAGGAUCACCACAAAUAGAUUACGAAGCAGAGUGUUAUUACUAUCUGUUCACAAGAAGUCGAGCCUAGCUGAGAUGCCAACCUCAAAAGAAAGCUCAAAACUGUCAUUGAUUUAGGAUCACCACAAGUAGAUUACGAAGCAGAGUGUUACUACUGUCUGUUCACAAGACGUCGAGCCUAGCAAGCUGCAGUACGAGUUACCUAAUCUCCGCGAUUCCUCAACAGGAGGAAUCUCAAAUAUCUAUCAAAUAUCU